Pomacea canaliculata is the source of this 864-nucleotide messenger RNA. Its product is annotated as 40S ribosomal protein S6. Gene Ontology annotation, molecular function: structural constituent of ribosome. Bases 84 to 827 code for a protein of 247 amino acids. Gene Ontology annotation, cellular component: ribosome. The record is from RefSeq and is a predicted model, not a curated record. Gene Ontology annotation, biological process: translation. The transcript has 6 exons. NCBI's taxonomy places the organism in Eukaryota, Metazoa, Mollusca, Gastropoda, Architaenioglossa, Ampullariidae.
GUAUUGUCACUGACAUCAAGAGUACGUGCUUUUCCGCUUCCGGUCUUUUUACUUCGGCAAGCAGAAGCAGUUUGUCUGUGAAAAUGAAGCUGAAUAUUGCCUUCCCAGCCACUGGCUGUCAAAAGUUGCUUGAAAUUGAUGAUGAAAAGAAACUUCGUCCAUUCUUUGAGAAGAGGAUAGCUACAGAGGUUGCCGCAGAUUCUCUAGGUGAUGAGUGGAAGGGCUAUGUAUUCCGUAUUACCGGAGGAAAUGACAAGCAGGGUUUCCCGAUGAAACAGGGAGUUCUUACGAAUGGCCGUGUUCGUCUUCUUUUGAGCAAAGGACACAGUUGCUAUCGUCCUCGACGUACUGGUGAACGUCGGAGAAAAAGUGUUCGUGGAUGCAUUGUUGACAACAAUCUCUCGGUGCUGUCUCUUGUCAUCGUAAGAAAAGGGGAAGGCGAAAUUGCAGGGUUGACCGACACAACUGUGCCUCGUCGUCUAGGCCCUAAGCGUGCAUCCAGAAUUAGGAAACUCUUUAACCUGUCCAAGGAGGAUGAUGUGAGACAGUAUGUUGUUAGGAGACCUCUGCCAGAAAAAGAUGGAAAGAAGCCCAGAUCAAAGGCACCUAAAAUACAGCGACUGGUGACACCUAUUGUUCUGCAGCGCAAAAGAGCCAAACUUGCUCUGAAGCGCAAGCGUUUUGAAAAGAAACGUGAGGAGGCUGCCGAGUAUGCAAAACUGCUGGCUAUGCGUCUUAAGGAAGCAAAGGAACGCAAGCUCGAGCGCCGCAGAAGUUCCUCUAGGAGCAAGGGCGACUCCAUAAGAGAAUCCACCUCUAAGAAGUAAAUACUUUCAUUGGUGACAAAUAAAAACGAACUGCAAA